Molecule: messenger RNA, 891 nt
Organism: Cryptococcus wingfieldii CBS 7118
Lineage: Eukaryota; Fungi; Basidiomycota; Tremellomycetes; Tremellales; Cryptococcaceae
Exons: 5
Coding region: 1-891 (296 amino acids)
Source: RefSeq, a predicted model, not a curated record
AUGACCAGCAGGAAGAGGUCUCUCGAGAAUGACUCUGUUUGGCCGCCCGGUGGUCUCUUUGGGCCCUCUCCAGGCCAGGGACAGCCUAAGCGGGACAGAGUGUACAAGCUAUAUUCUCACUCCCCAGCCUCCCUUCAGGCUGUCACUCUCCCAAUAGCCUCUCCUUCCCCUUCUCCUCUGCGACAGAGCUUCAUCCCAGAGAACAGUUUGCGGACGACAUUCGGACCCGACGGCUCCCUUCCUUUGCCCCAGCUAUCUGACAGAACGACAAGUCUAUCGCGCGCGGGCUCUGAUUACUCCAGCCCAAUGUCGCACAUCACCAAUAGCUCCCCUGAUGAGAUUCAGCAUUCUACGCCGCUGAGAGUCAAGUUGGCCUUGUCCGCGAGCUCUGAUGGAAGGCCAAGUGUAUAUGAAGACUCUAGUGAGAAGUAUCAGAUAGAUGACGGGAUCAUCCUAGGUGACGCCUUAUCCUUCGUUCAAGAAACGCGGUCUCACGAGCCGAGCCUCUCCCCGUUGGCAAUCUCCAACAUCUACUCUCGGCUUGGUUCUGCGCGGACUGGGAUGACGGUGCAGACCCCUCCAAGUGGCACGUCCAAAAGGAGUAUCUUCCGAAGCGGCACAGGUAGCUCUGAGUAUGCCUCCUUUUCUUCGUCUCCUCCCGGUGCGCCCCUACGCAAACAUCGAUACAUCGCGCCCGCUGUCAACCACGGCUCGCCCAUCUCUCGCCGGCAGCGGAACUCGGUGACCCCAGAACAGCUGGCCCCGCAGCUCCAGACGUUGCUAUCCGAGUCCGACUCUGAGCCGGAGAUUGAUGUGAUUAUGGUGGAUCCGAAAGACCUGGGGUCGCCGAAGCUGUGGGCAAGAAGGGGAAAGAAGACCGGGUGGGAGUAG